This is a messenger RNA of Salarias fasciatus (jewelled blenny), 1377 nucleotides long. It is a transcript of the gene lurap1, whose product is annotated as leucine rich adaptor protein 1. Lineage: Eukaryota; Metazoa; Chordata; Actinopteri; Blenniiformes; Blenniidae. The record is from RefSeq and is a predicted model, not a curated record. Gene Ontology annotation, biological process: positive regulation of canonical NF-kappaB signal transduction; positive regulation of cytokine production. The transcript is spliced from 2 exons. Bases 223 to 1323 code for a protein of 366 amino acids.
AUGGAGCAGCCUGCAGGUUAACGGAGGAUUUCUCUCCUGGUAUAAACAGGCAGUGUUAACUGUUUCCCUCUCUUGGCGCAGUCCAACUCCGCAGGAGUCGCAUAGGAUGUUAUUCAACCUCGUCGGAAGUGACUCUCACAGCUCGACACGCAACAGCAUCAAAACAACCACAAGGACGUAGUUCUUUUUUUGUCUUGUCCUUCGUGGUGGGAAUAAACCAACAUGAUGGACGAAGGCACCUCCAGCGAGUCCAUCCCGGAUCUUAAAGACAUAGAGAUAAAAAUCGGGCGAAAGACUCCAGAGGGUUUGCUCAGGUGGAUGCGGGAAGAGGCGUCCUCUCUCCGCGGAGACGCCAAGCUGCCCAACGCGCACGAGACCAUCAAAGAGACCGGCAGGAAGAGUUUAGAUGAAAAGAUAAGGAAACUCAGGCUGGAGAUGGCUCAUUUACGCUCAGUGGAUGUAAAAAUCCUGCAGCAGUUGCUGACAGUCCACGAGGGGAUCGAGGCUGUGAAAUGGCUGCUGGAGGAGCGCAGCACACUAACAAGCCGUUGCAGCAGCCUGACCAGCAGCCAGUACAGUCUGGGCGAGGGUCCUGACACUUCGUGGAGAGGCUCGUGGAGCAGCCUGCAGGACCCCAAUGACAAGCUAGACAACAUUUCUAUCGGCAGCUACCUGGACACCCUGGCAGAUGACAUGGACGAGUACUGCCCCUCCAGCUCGGAGUCAGUGAUCUGCUCCACCACUCCGCUGGCAUCAGAAGCCACUGCUGGGGGCCGGACAACAAGUGGACCCGGGGCUGCAAACGCUGCAUCAGCAACUGUGGCAGGAGCAGGGGUGAAAUCUGGUUCAGUCGCUGGGGCUGAGACUGGGAAUCGGGCUGGGAUUAAUGAGAAUGGUACCAGGCUUGCAAAUGGAGCAGAUGUUAGAGGUGGACCUGGCAAAGGGGUUAGUAGUGUUGUCUGUGGGCCUUGGGCAACUGGAACUGGGAAACUGGUAGCUCCUUUUGGCUCUCCCCAAGCCAAGUCAGUAGCCCCAAAGCAAGAAAUUCCCAUCUGGACCAAGGCUCCGGAGACGGCCAAGGGAAGCCCCGUUUUUAACGACAAUAUCCUGGCAGAAGCCAUUAAGGCUAAUGGGGUCCGGGAGAAACCGACCACACAAACAGGCAGCCCGACCCACCCCAAACUCGGCCAGAGCCCCAAACUCCAACCGUACAAAAAUGGCAAGAUUGACUUGGAGACAUGCAAAAUGAAUGGAAAAAUGCAUCUGGAAUAUGACGCUCACUGGCGUUGGGUGCAGUCUCAAGAAGAUGUGACUUUUUUGUAAGAAGAAUAAAGAGGAUAUUGAGGGGACCAAAUCCACUACUGAACCCUCCCCCUG